Molecule: messenger RNA, 807 nt
Organism: Dendrobium catenatum
Lineage: Eukaryota; Viridiplantae; Streptophyta; Magnoliopsida; Asparagales; Orchidaceae
Exons: 1
Coding region: 1-807 (268 amino acids)
Molecular function (GO): nucleic acid binding; zinc ion binding
Source: RefSeq, a predicted model, not a curated record
AUGCCUAAAAGCUCAGUCAGCUUGGGUAAUGUGAAUCCAUGGAGUAACAAACCUUAUAUUAAGCUGGAUUUUAAAGAAGAGGAGGUGGUUUAUUCUGAAGAUGGAAUGGCUAUAAGGUUAAAUGAAGAUCUGGAGAAGAUGAACUCAAAAAAGUUGUCCAAUUCAUUGGUAAUUAAGGUAUUUGGGAAAAAUUUACCUUCUCAUUUGGUGGCUUGGGAGAUAAGGAAACAAUGGAUUCAAUUCGGACAAUUCCACUUUACUACAUUGGGUAGAGGAUGGUUCUUAUGUUCUUUCUCAUCGGAAGAAAUGGUUGAAGCAGUUCAUUCAGGUGGCCCUUGGUUUGUAAAUAAAUAUAUAGUAGGUAUGGAGAAGUGGACUUCGAAUUUUACUACUCCAUCUAUUAAGGGGCUCUCUUCUCCAAUUUGGAUUAGAAUUCCCCUUUUACCUUUGAAAUGUUGGGAUGAGAAGAAUGUAGCUUGUAUUGCUUCAAGAAUUGGAAAACCACUUAUGUUGGAUGGUAAUAUGUUCCAUUGGGGAAGGAGGGAAUUUGCAAGAGUAUGUGUAAGAAUUAAGCUUGAUCAACCUCUUCCAAUAGGUGUUUGGGUGGAUAGCAUGGCGGGAAGGUUCUUCCAAAAUGUCGAAUAUGAAAAGGUUUCUAACUUUUGCUUUGUAUGUGGAAAGAUUGGACAUGUGAAUAAGGAAUGUGGUCAAAAAGUAAAUAAUCCUAAAGGAGUAGAUGUUGCUGAUGGAAUUGGUAGAGAAAAUGAUGUGGGAAGGAAACAAGAGGCUUUGAUAGAACCAUCCUAA